GCAGUUGAAUCGGGGUGUGUCUAGGAAAGAGAAGCCAUAGUCGGCCAGCCAAUUUGGAGCAUCAACUCCACUGUGCUACAGCAGUGCUGAGAUGGUUGCGAUCCUGCUGCUCCUCUGUCUUCCCUUCAUCUUCUGCCUGGCCACACCAAGAAUCAGGAAAAUGCUGUCUUGUGGGAUGUGUACAUCUAAUGUCCAGCUUCCUGGGAAGGUAGCCAUAGUCACCGGUGCUAACACAGGCAUUGGGAAGGAGACUGCUAAAGACCUGGCCCAAAGAGGAGCCCGUGUGUAUUUAGCUUGCCGGGAUGUGCAGAAAGGGGAACAGGUGGCUAGCGAGAUCCAAGCCACCACAGGGAAUAAUCAGGUCUUGGUAAGGAAACUGGACCUAGCUGAUACCAAGUCUAUUCGAGCCUUUGCCAAAGACUUCUUAGCUGAGGAAAAGCACCUCCACAUCCUAAUCAACAAUGCAGGAGUGAUGAUGUGCCCCUACUCCAAGACUGCAGAUGGCUUUGAGAUGCACAUUGGAGUCAACCACUUGGGUCACUUCCUCUUGACCCAUUUGCUGCUAGGAAAACUGAGGGACUCGGCCCCAUCAAGGGUGGUCAAUGUGUCCUCCUUGGCACAUCAUCUGGGAAGGAUCCACUUCCAUAACCUGCAAGGGGAGAAGUUCUACAGUGCAGGUCUUGCCUAUUGUCACAGCAAGUUAGCCAACAUUCUCUUCACUCAGGAACUGGCCAGGAGGCUGAAAGGCUCUGGAGUGACAACAUAUUCUGUCCACCCUGGCACAGUCCAUUCUGAUUUGAUUCGGCACUCGUCAUUUAUGAAAUGGCUGUGGCAACUUUUCUUCCUUUUCAUCAAGACCCCUCAACAGGGAGCUCAGACGAGCCUGUACUGUGCCUUAACAGAAGGUCUUGAGACCCUAAGUGGCAGUCACUUCAGCGAUUGCCACUUGGCAUGGGUCUCUAGCCAAGGUCGUAAUGAGACAGUAGCCAGGCGGCUGUGGGAUGUCAGCUGUGACCUACUGGGCCUCCCUCUGGAUUGGUAAGUAGUGGUUUGGACUCAAAAGAAGAUUGGAUGAGAUGAUGAUUGUCCUUCAAAGUGGCCAAAACCUUGAGCACAAAGAGCAGAACUUGGAGCCUUGCCUGCUUGGUAUCUAUCCAGUUAAAUCUCAGUACAUUGCCGGGUGCCUCUAAACACCUUAAGUUUGUACCAACUUACUUUGUUCCUGCUCCUGCCAACAUUUCUAGUGGUUUCAUGGACUAGAUAGAGGACCUUCAUAUGACCUCUGCAGCUCCUGUUUUCCUUUGGAAAGCUACUCCUAGGGAAAUGGAAACCCUAGGAUUGGUGCAUUGCAAUGUGGAUUAGAUGUAGCUCCUCCCAACCAACAAAGCUUUCCUUGAAGAGCUCCAUUGCAACCUCAGUUGAACCCCAGAAGUCCAGUGACCUGGCUCAAGAGCAGGCCUUUGUGGCCCCAACAUCUGAAUACUUAGAGGAAAGUCUUCACUAAAUCUGUCAGUCUGAAGUGUUUACUACUGAAACACUUUUCCAUGUCCAGACCACAGAUGAGCUUCCUUCUCUAUGAAGUUUGUGGAAUUUGAAGGGCAGAAAUAAAAAUAAAGCUAAACUGUCAUUUUCCUGUUUCUCAGCGCAGUGAGGAAGGUAAUGGUUAUGAGAAGCUGGGUCACUUGGCUUCAGUUACUGACCCACGGAGGCCUCUUCUUUUUGUGUCCUUGUUUCUCCUAGGUAAUGAGAAAAGGUCUUUUUAUUGUCGCUGUGUUGCUCUCUGAGCAUCUUCUUGUGUAUUCAUGCAGUUGGGAGUGUUUCCACAAAAUUCACGGCAGCCACAAAGGAAAAGUCCUAAAUCAGACUGUAGUUUAGACACAUGACCGGGGUGAAGCAAACCCACAUGGAGUCUUUGAUAUUCAUGAGUAUUGGCUGUAAGGAGAGGGAGACACUGCACAGGUGUAAUUGGUCACCAAGAAGCAGAGACGCAGCAAAGAGAGGGAGACACUGUACACCUGUAAUUGUCACCGAGGAGCACAGAUGCAGCAGGGAAGAAGUUUUUAAAAAGAAAAAUCCUAGGAGGUAAUACAUGAUAGGAAGGGAUCAGUUAAGAAUCACAAAAACAAAAACAAAACCCGAAAAACAGUAAUAGACAGCUAUAGAAAACCACACCAUUGAACUCUGUGUGUGUGUGUGUGUGUGUGUGUGUGUGUGUGUGUGUGCGCGUGUUGAAAAAGUCCAAAGCACAAGAGUGAAAAACUAACAAGUCUUUAUUUAGAAAAUUUAUCCUAAGGACUGACACUGGUAAUUACAGUCAAUUUCAUAAUCUUUCAGAGCACUUCCUUAUAUUAACAAUGUUAAGAUGCCAAUUGGGGGAGGGGGCAGUGUUGGGAUGACUUGGCACUGGCUGCUGUUCCAGAGGAUCCUCGUUCAAGUCCUAGGACCUACAUGGCAGCUCACAACCAUCUGUAACCUCAGUCCUAGAGGAUCCAACACCCUUGUCUACCUCCAUAGGCACUGCAUGCCAUGCACAGAGGCACAUGCAGGCAUUCACACACACAUCAUUUUGUUAAAAAAAGAUGUCAAUUUCAGGAAUGGAGGUGAGUGCUUUCCUGGUAUGUGUGAGGCAAAAGAAAGCAGAGAUAGCUUCAACUGACUAAGGUUCUGUGCUUCAUUUGGAGAGCUUUUAUCAGCAAAAGGAGCCAGGAAUUCUUCAUGUCCCAUCACUUGUUUGGAGGAUGUUAUUCUAAGAGAGAUUGUCAUUUUCUUGGGCUGACAAUUACAUUUUAACCUGAAUAGGUAAGACUGAUGGGACGGCAAUCUUAAACUUCUAAUAUUUGUAAAUUAAUAAUUUUGAUGGGCUUGUUUUGAUCAUUAAACUAUAUACUUAAGGUGAGUUUAUGGGGGAAAUUGGAAAACUUUUGAUAAUGCAGUGAAUAACUGAAUUAUAUUUUACUUAAUUUAUAUUCAAUUGUCAAUGGAAAUAAAGGUUGUUUUUAAUCA
This is a messenger RNA of Cricetulus griseus (Chinese hamster), 3003 nucleotides long. The record is from RefSeq and is a predicted model, not a curated record. Lineage: Eukaryota; Metazoa; Chordata; Mammalia; Rodentia; Cricetidae.